GCACCGUCCGAGCCCGGCGCGGCUGGUUCGCCGCCCCGGCCCAGCUCACGGGCCCCCUGCGGCCGCUCCAGCCCCCGCCCUGCGAGCAGCAGCAGCGCGCUCCGCGGGGACCGGAGCAUGCGGACCGCACCAAGUCUCCUGCAAGCGGCGGGGGGGGGGCAAUGCGUGGGGCGGGGGGGGGGGGCGCCGAGCGAGCGUGUUUCAAGAGGACGGAGGGGGGAAACGUUCGGAAAGAUUCUCCCGUCCCCCUACGCUCGCAGCCCUAAUGGUCCGUUCCGCGUGCUCUAUUUAAUCCCCCGCUGCAGCAGCCGCCCUGGCUUCAGUCAAUAGCAGGUGUCGUCGCUGUCGCGCGUGGCCGUGGGCGCGGGCCGGACGCUCGCUCGCUUCCCGCGGGGCUGGGCCGUGGAGGAUCCCCGCAGCCCUAGAGCCACCAUGCUGCCGCCGGCGCUGACGCUGCUGCUGCUCCUCGGCUGCCUGGCGGCGGGCAGCGGGACCCUCUCGCAGGACGGCACACCGGCCGGAGAGAGAAUCCCUGCCGGCCUGGCAAGCAAAUCAACAGAGGAGAUUGCAGAAAUUUAUCAGGGAGCAAGCACGAGUGCAGCAGCAGUUGCUUCAGACACUGAGAGCCAGCCCACGACAUCUGAUGAGACGGUGGUGGCAGGUGGCACCGUGGUGCUGAAGUGCAAGGUGGAAGAUCCCGACGACUCCUCACUGCAGUGGUCCAACCCAGCCCAGCAGACGCUCUACUUUGGGGAGAAACGAGCGCUCCGGGAUAACAGGAUCCAGCUGGUGAAGUCCACACCCAACGAGCUGGCCAUCAGCAUCAGCAACGUGGUGCUGGCGGACGAGGGCGAGUACACCUGCUCCAUCUUCACCAUGCCUGUGCGGACGGCCAAGGCCCUCGUCACCGUGCUGGGAAUCCCCCAGAACCCUCAAAUCUUUGGCUAUGAGCUGCCCAUCCGAGAGACGGAGAUGGCCCAGCUGACGUGCCGAUCCUCUGGCAGCAAGCCAGCUGCCCAGCUCCGCUGGAAGAAAGGCAACAAGGAGCUGCAAGGUGGGGCCCUCGAGGUGAUGGAAGAUUCCAACGGGAAAACCUUCACUGUCACCAGCCGCGUUGAGUUCACUGUCACCAAAGAAGACAACGACAUGGAUGUGACCUGCACAGUGGAUCAUGAGUCCCUGCAGAACUCGGAGAGAUCCGCAAGCAAGAAACUGCAGGUCUACUUUAAGCCAACAGCAACGAUCGAGCCGGACCCCCCCUACCCCCGGGAGGGUGAGGAGCUGCGGCUGCAGUGUGAAGUCCAGGGCAAUCCGAUCCCCCAGGAGUUCCUGUGGACGAAGGAGGGCAGCGAUCUUCCCCUGCGUCCAAACACCAACCGUGUCCUCACCCUCCCCUUCCUCAACAAGAGUGACAGCGGCACCUACAUCUGCAUGGCCACCAGCACUAUGGGUAGCGUUGUAGUGAGGUACAACCUGGACAUCAAUGAUUUUUCCCAGCUCCCCACCCCACAUGUUCACUCCACUCCAGCCCCUUCGUCAGGCCCUUCCCAGUCCACCACUCAUGUUACCAUGGCUACUGCUUCAUCCUUCACUCCAGUCGCUGUCCAAGAUGCCAGCCCGAUGUCUUCCUCCUCUGGCACAUACCAUGCUGUGAUUGGUGGAGUGGUCGCAGUCAUUGUUUUUCUGCUACUCAGCCUGCUCAUUGUCCUGGCACACUACCUAAUCAGGCACAAAGGUACCUACCUGACUCACGAGGCCAAGGGAUCAGAUGAUGCCCCGGAUGCUGACACUGCCAUCAUCAAUGCUGAGGGAGGCCAGGCCAGUGGCGAUGACAAAAAGGAAUAUUUUAUCUAGGGGUGCAGGGUGGAAAGAAGAGAAAUGGAGCCAACAAACCCAGAUGGAAAUGGAAACUGGACCACAAACCCCACUCAACCCAACAGAUUUUCUCUCGUGCCCUGGAUGGAUGGACGAAUAGAGGGAUGGCGGGACAGAGACCAGAGAGUGACCGGCUUGACUCAUGAUGCUUCUCAAACUUGUAUAAAACGUUAUUACUAAAAACAUUGAAAGCCCCACCCCCAUUCGCUUGCUUGUACCUUCAUACCCACGACCAAUACUCGCACUAAACACACAGACAAGCCAGUGAGUGAGUGACACUUUCCUUCUUUCCUUUGGCCCCUUUGCUUUGGUUUUGUGGAUGCUCUUUGCUUUGGUUCCUUGGGUUGGAAUGUUGGGGUGGGGUCAAUGUCGCUCUUUCCGUUGCUGCUCUUCAUUUUGGUUCCAUUUACACCCAAGGAUAAAAUCAGCCCUCAUGGUGGCUGCCUGCUGCCAUGAGUCUGGGCAGCCUGGGAUGCCCUUUCUGUUGCUUGCAUUUCCCACCCGAGAACCAGGGCCACGAUUCCAUUGUGUUCCCCCAUCCUUGGCUCCGGCAUGGUGUUCUGAGCCAGACCUGUGGGAAUGACCCUAGGCAGAGGAUGGGAGGCAGUGACAUGGGGUCUUUCUCUGCCCCACAGCAGCAAACAAGCCAUGAGAGCCCAGGGGAAUGUCCAGCGAGAGCGAGGAGAUGGGGUAGCCACCCAGCCCGGCUCCUAUCCAGAGGGAUGUGCCCUCCCCUCAGCGAGAUGGGGAGGGAGGCAGUAUUGCUGCCUCAGAGAGCCCGGCACACCCAGCCUGCUGGGGCCCUGCACUGAUUUUAUCCUUGGAGGUUGUGUCUGACAAUGUUCAUCUGGGAGGAGAACUGUCCUGUGUGAUACAUGUACAAAGGGGAGCCAGCUGCCAGGUGGGGAGCCGCUCAUAGGUUCCAAUCCCCACUGACACCCAAGGAGAGAGAUUCAAAUGCUGCAAGGUGACUUGCAGUGCUCAUGCAUGGUUCCAAGAAAGGCUGUAAAGUCUCAGAUUGGAGCCAGGACAAUAACCCAUCUGUUGAGAUGCUCAGUUCAAGGAAACCAUCCUUGUGUAUCUUCCCUGUGCCAGGGACUGAUGGGCACAGCAAGGCCCUGGCGAGCCAGGUGACAGGGGUAAGAGUGCCCUGGCCCUCCAUGCUGCUGUCAUGCCUUUCCUGCUCUCUGACCAGUCGACCUGCCCCAGCACCAAGGCCCAGGGAGCAUUUGGAGAUAGAAACCUUGCUAUGAUCACAGGUGACUUGGCCAAGGGGCAUCUUUCUUCUAGGCCACAAGUAGCUGUGCAGCCUCAUUCCCACAAACCAGCCACCCAGAAUCUGAAUCAUUACAGCUCAGAACCUGACAGGGCGCUGGCAACCCCAGCUAAAGCCAGGGGAGGGAAUGAGCUUCAUGGCAGACUGCACAACAGCCCAGGAAGUGUUCUCACAGGGGCUGAGCUGCACGUGGUGGGGGAAAGAGUGAAGUUUGCUCAUCAGACCUCUCAGCUUUGGGAACCGUAAAUUCAGUCAGGGAGCUCCCUCCCCAGGCAAGAGCCUGAGAGCAGUGUCUCUAGCCACAGGGCUGUUACCUGUCGCCCACUCUCCAGAGUCAUAGCCCUGUUCCGUCUAGAGCUCGCAUGGCCCUCACCUGCUGUCGCCACCUUCAAAGAGCACACAGCAUUCCCCAUUGAAGAACCCCAACCCAGUCCUUGAGAUGGGCUCUGCCAGACAGCCUGGGAAAUGGGCGAGGGACUAAGUUAGAGCAACCAAACUAUGGGGCGGGAGAGGAGGGGCUCAGCUGUCACAGCCAUGCUGGGGGUUCCUCUGAUUCCCCUCUGGGGUGUUCACUGUUAUCAACUCCCAUGAUUUUAUCAAGAGUCUCCUGAGAUUUGGUGUGUUUCUCAAAGCCCCAGCUCCUGGAGUCUUGUCGGACUAGAUGGUCAUAAUGGUCCCUUCUGACCUUAGUAUCUAUGAAUCUAUGAAUAUCUGAGCCUCUCAGCCUUCAUUUUUUUAAAAGUACAUUUCUAGCCCUCCUGGUUGAAGAGAAAAGCUGGAAAAUAUGACAGGAAUGUGGCCUAAAGGCUGCAAUAAGAGAAGGCAUAUCCCCCGUCCCCACCGCCAAAUUUAGAAUUUUUGAAAAUCUCACAAUUCUUCAGCCAGUCUCAGGAUGUUGGGGAGCCUGACUCAUUGCUUUUGAGCAUGCAAGGCUGGAUCUUGGCCCCUGCGAUAGGCAGGAGCGGUGUGGCAUCUGCCGGCUGAGUGCAUGAGAUGGUGAUCAGGUCAUCAGAGAGCCACCUGGAAAUGAUUUCUGUCCGUUUGCUUUACCUGGCCCCUUCCCGGGGGGCUUCUGUAAUUCUCACUGGUGAGAUGCUGGGGAAAAGCAGGAACUGGUGGUGGCUGCUGCUCCUUCCAACAGAGGCAUGACAGCAAGUGCUAGCAGAGGGGCCUGGCCAAGGGCAAGGUUGUGUGGGCAGCAGAAACUGGACACAAGGGCUGACAGAGGCCGUCUCACCCCUGGGGAACAGGGAACUAAGACCUGGACCCCAACCCCCAGCACCCAACGUACAGGCUUCCAACAAGAGAAGCAAAAGGCUUCUCUUCACUGUGACAGACACUAACCCACACACACAGAGCCAGUGCCCCACGUGCCACUUCUCUUGGCACAACUCAACACCAGCCUCACAAGCCAGGCUGAGUCCCAGAACCAGGCCUCAGGCUGUGAUAGCUCCAUACACUGCUGGGAACAGGCACAAUUAUGGUGUAACUCACCCCACCCUGCAGAGCUAGGCUUUGGCUCCUGGCCCCUCAGGUUCCAAACUAUGGGCCUCUGCCGUGGGUCCAAACAGCAUCUGUCCUCUGCAUGGGGCGCAGGCCCAUGAGGCCUCAUCAUGCAUCCACCUGGUCUGCAUGGCGCAAGCUGAGCACUCCAGCCGCCUUGAAGAAUCUCUAAGCCUUCUCACAGUAGCCAGGUAGGGUCAUUGCUAAAUGCCUUCCUAGGCCCUUGGAAUGUGACUGAGUCUCCAUGUGCUUUCCUGGGGUUCCCUGUUCUUCCCUGGGGCCCUGACAGGCCUGGGCUUCGCUGGGACCCUAACAGGCCUGGGCUCCCAUGUGGUUAAGAUGGGCCUCGGGAGAGUAACAAAGGGCACUGGGCAGCAGGCAGCCAUGGCUCUGUGUAAGCAGUGUCUUUCCCAGGAGCUGUGUGUGUGAAAUGAGGCAACCCAAGAUGUAAGACAUGAUCCCCCUCUCCUGCCCAGGGGUUUAUACAGGUCCCACCCCUCCAGUGCAUGGCUGUUAUAGAAUGGUCCAUGUCUUAUAAACAUGGGACUAGCAUUUUCCAAGCCUCUGAGACAUGGGACCAAGUAGAGACCCAGCUGUGGGUGUGGCAAGGAAAUGGGAGGGCCCACAUGUCUAGUGGGAAAAUCUAAACUUCCCCUCAUGCUGUGUAUAUGGGAGGCAGGAGAUACAGCCUUUUAGUGGCUGUGAGCCUGAUGAGACACACAAAUUCUUGAGUAUGUGGGAGCUCUAGGAUACAUCACCACUGCAGUGGAAGUUAGGGAAUUAACCACAUCCCAAGGGAGUGCAAGUAACAGGAUUCAGCAUGUCUUGUAUGUAUGAGAGUGCCAAGAUACAUCCAAUCUCUAGCAUGUGGGAGUGAUGGGAUACACCAUGUCUCAGGUUCGUAGGAGUUAUGGGAUGCACCGUGUCUUAAGUGUGUAGGACUGAUGGAAUACACUGUGUCUUGUGUGUGUAGGGCUGAUGGGAUACACCAUGUCUCGAGUGUGUAGGCGUAGUGGGAUACACCGUUUCUCAAGUGUGUAGGACUGAUGGAGUACACUGUGUCUUGAGAAUGUAGGAGUGAUGGGAUACAUUGUGUUUUGAGUGUGUAGGGCUGAUGGCAUACACCAUGUCUUGAGUGUGUAGGACUGUUGGAGUACACUGUGUCUUGAGCGUGUAGGAGUGAUGGGAUACACUGUGUCUCGAGUGUAAAGGAGUGACAGGAUACACCGUGUCUUGAGUGUGUAGAAGUGGUGGGAUACACUGUGUCUCGAGUGUGUAGGAGUGUUUGGAUACACUGUGUCUUGACUGUGUAGGAGUAGUGGGAUACACCAUGUCUCGAGUGUGUACCAGCGAUGAGAUAUACUAUGUCUCAAGAGUGUAAUAGUGACAGUAUAUAUCACAUGUCCAGUGUGUGGAAGUGGCAGGCUAAACCAUGUCUUGCGUAUGAGAGAGUGACUGGAUACACCUGUUCUGUGUAUUAGUGGUGGGAGUUCUGGGUUCAGCCAGGUUAAGGUUUUUAAAAAUCUAGCAUGCUGUUAUGACAUUAAACCAUCAUUUGUGGUUUGAGGUUUUGCAUCAAGUUGGGGCUUGUGAUUUCAUGUAACAAGCAUCAAUAAUAAAACCACUGAACCUUGUAUAAAACACACAGCAAGGGGAAACACCAAAAGUAUGGCCACAGAGAGUGAUUUUAAAAAGUUCCUUUAUUCCCUUUCCAUUUAUGUGCACAAAGUUGUAUAAAGGGAAAGGUCCUUGUCUGAGAGCCCUUGUGAUCAGUGCAGGAUGUCACCCUGCCUCGGAGGGUGGGAAGAUCAAGCCUGGGGGAGCAACCAGACAGUUCUGUCUCAAUUGCUCUCCAUCUCAUUUUCAUUUUUGGAAAAGUCAGUAUUAUUCUUGAGAGGAAAAGUUUAAUCAUGUGAUCAAUGCGGUGAUCUCUGCCUAAGUCUGUAGAGAGCCUGAAAUCAUAGUGCUGAGGUGUGAACUAUCCCUUUCAUUUCAAUGAUUGUAACUCUGAUGCCAGUGACCACUAUUUCACUGCUCAUGAAAGUCUGGUGUGAAUGGAGGGAGCUGAUACUGUUAUGAAGAUCUUUAACAUUCAAUAUUGAAUAGAAAUCAUUCCUUAAAAUAAAAAUGUAAGGACAUGAUUUACAAUAUGAUUUCAUUUCAUUUCAUUACAAAUCUAAAAGCUGGGCAGGGCAGGGUGGGGGCGCCCUAGUGAUUUCAUUUUCAUGGGGUGGCAAGGGAAGGCUCAGCUUUCCAAAGUUCGGGGAAUUCUGCUUCAGAGUGUAAUCAAUGUCUUUCUGGAGGGAAAGGGGAAUAGAUUAGUUACAGACUAUAACUCGUGGGUUGCUGUUGAUAAAAUUGAAGUCUGAUUCUUUUUAAGACAAAACAAGGCAAAACACACAAAGAAAGAAAGAAAG
This is a messenger RNA of Dermochelys coriacea (leatherback sea turtle), 7071 nucleotides long. RefSeq names its product cell adhesion molecule 3 (gene CADM3). The transcript is spliced from 11 exons. The record is from RefSeq and is a predicted model, not a curated record. Gene Ontology annotation, cellular component: presynaptic membrane. Bases 433 to 1854 code for a protein of 473 amino acids. NCBI's taxonomy places the organism in Eukaryota, Metazoa, Chordata, Testudines, Dermochelyidae. Gene Ontology annotation, biological process: homophilic cell-cell adhesion.